Molecule: messenger RNA, 1131 nt
Organism: Equus quagga
Lineage: Eukaryota; Metazoa; Chordata; Mammalia; Perissodactyla; Equidae
Gene: UNC50
Product: unc-50 inner nuclear membrane RNA binding protein
Exons: 6
Coding region: 143-922 (259 amino acids)
Cellular component (GO): Golgi membrane
Source: RefSeq, a predicted model, not a curated record
GGCGCACGGGGCGCGUCACUCCCCCCGCGCCGGCUACGUUGCGGGAAGGGAAGUUGGCCGGGCCGCUGCUGGGCUCGCUUGCUGGGCGGAGGCGGCGGGUUAGGCUGGCCCGGGGUGGGGGCCGCAGCGGGGUUCCAGGAAGAUGUUACCGAGUACUUCAGUGAAUUCCCCAGCGCAUGGGAACGGAGCGCUGAGUUCCCGGGAUGCAGCAAGACACACAGCUGGGGCGAAGCGCUACAAAUACCUGAGAAGGCUUUUUCGCUUUCGGCAGAUGGACUUUGAGUUCGCUGCCUGGCAGAUGCUCUACCUGUUCACGUCCCCACAGAGGGUUUAUAGAAACUUUCAUUAUCGAAAGCAGACAAAGGAUCAGUGGGCCAGAGAUGACCCUGCUUUCCUGGUCCUGUUAAGUAUCUGGCUCUGUGUGUCCACUAUAGGAUUUGGCUUUGUGCUGGACAUGGGCUUCUUUGAAACAAUCAAGCUGCUUCUUUGGGUUGUAUUCAUAGAUUGUGUAGGCGUGGGUCUUCUCAUAUCAACUUUAAUGUGGUUUAUCUCUAACAAGUAUUUAGUGAAACGGCAAAGCAGAGACUACGAUGUGGAGUGGGGCUAUGCCUUCGAUGUGCAUCUGAAUGCUUUUUAUCCUCUCCUAGUCAUUCUGCAUUUUAUCCAGCUUUUUUUCAUUAACCAUGUUAUCCUAACAGACACAUUUAUUGGAUAUUUAGUUGGAAAUACCUUAUGGUUGGUUGCAGUUGGCUAUUAUAUCUAUGUAACCUUCCUAGGAUACAGUGCAUUGCCAUUUUUGAAAAAUACAGUCAUUCUUCUCUACCCAUUUGCACCUCUCAUUCUCCUGUAUGGACUGUCACUAGCGCUAGGAUGGAACUUCACCCACACGCUGUGCUCCUUCUACAAGUACAGGGUGAAAUGAAGAGAAGUGAGAGUAUUCCAUCGUGACCGUGUCUGCAGUAUUGGCGAUGAUGACGUCUUACGAAACUUGUAAAUAAACUAUCAUUGUAGAUAUCUUAAAGGUGUAAAGUUUGCAAACUGGAGGAAAUAUAUAGGUUAACACUCUUGUUGAGUACAUUCCUUAAAACUAAUUAAAUGUACAUUUCUAUAAUAAAUAUUUUUUAAACUAAA